This is a messenger RNA of Anguilla anguilla (European eel), 2300 nucleotides long. RefSeq names its product zinc finger and BTB domain containing 7a (gene zbtb7a). The record is from RefSeq and is a predicted model, not a curated record. Gene Ontology annotation, molecular function: protein binding; DNA-binding transcription factor activity, RNA polymerase II-specific; RNA polymerase II cis-regulatory region sequence-specific DNA binding. Bases 321 to 2300 code for a protein of 659 amino acids. The transcript has 4 exons. Gene Ontology annotation, biological process: regulation of transcription by RNA polymerase II. NCBI's taxonomy places the organism in Eukaryota, Metazoa, Chordata, Actinopteri, Anguilliformes, Anguillidae.
GGGGAGACAGCAGCCCUACCAGACAGGUGCACCCCUGCGUUUCGACAGCGCCAGAUAGCCGGGCGGUGGGUUUGGCAUUCUCAGUUUCACCGUAGCCUCUUUUUAAAGCGCGUGUAUCCCUGGCGUUCCAGCAGCCAGCGCGCUGAUUGGCCGGCACCAGUUUCUGCAGUGAAGGGUACUGGGAGACUUGGAUGCAGGGCACUAUGACAUCACACCAUAGCCCUGCUUCAGCCCCCUUUGGACCGCAGGCUUAGCGUCACAUUGGCUUUGGCAAAGCCUGAGCUGAAGUGUGCAAAGGUGGUGUUGCGGAUUCCUGCGGGAUGGGAUCGACUACGGCUGGCCAGGGGUUCGAGAAUAAGACAGGCAGACAGACGGACGGCAGGACGGACACGCGGGCGGCGGCUGCGAUCGGCGGCUCGGCGGCAGGCUGGUGGAAGAUGUCGUCGGGGGCCGGCGGGAGGGGCGGGAGGCGGGGCCGGGCCGGGACGGUGGCGGCGGGGGCCGGGGCCGGGGCGGGGGGCGCCGGCGCGGCGGAGGAGGGCCCGCUGGGCAUCCCGUUCCCGGAGCACAGCGCGGACGUGCUGGGGGGCCUGAACGCGCAGCGGCAGAGCGGCCAGCUGUGCGACGUGCUCCUGGUGGCGGGGGAGCGGGAGUUCCCCGCCCACCGCUCCGUGCUGGCCUCCUGCAGCUCCUACUUCCACCGGCUCUUCACCUCCGGCGUUGCCGCCGACCGCCAGAGCGUCUACGCGCUGGACUUCGUGCGCGCCGAUGCGCUGGACGCCCUGCUGGACUUCGCCUACACCGCCACGCUCACCGUCAGCCACGCCAGCGUGCGGGACGUCCUGAGCGCCGCCAGCCUGCUGGAGAUCCCCCCCGUACGGGACGUCUGCGCCCACCUGCUGGACACCAAAGUGCUCUCCCCACCGGUGGGUAGCGAGCGAGGAGAGGAGGAGGAGGAAGACGAAGAGCGCACAAAGGGAGGAGGAGGAGGGGAGCAGGGGAACCGGCAGCGGGCUCGAGAGUACCUGGAGCUUUUUGAGAAGGGGGGUCCCUGGGGCAGCAGCUGCAGCACACCCGAGCUCAGGGACGUACCCCCACACACGCACUUUAACCAACGCAACGGCGCCCCCGGCAACGGGACCCCCCCCGCCGGCCCCCCGGGGUACGCCCCGGCGCAGCCGCCCCCGGAGGAGGACGAGGAGGAGGACGAGGACGGGGACGGGGACGGGGACGGGACGCGGGACCUCCUGGCCUGGGCCCGGGACAACGGGGGCCUGCCCCUGCACCCCUUCUACGCCCCCUCCCAGAACGGACACUACUACCUCCAGCCGGACGCCGAGCAGGAGCAGGAGCUGGAGCUGGAGCGGGAGCGGGAGCAGGGGCCCGGGCGGGGCCGGGACCACGACGGGAGGUCGGCCAGCGCCCUGCUGCAGCGCAUGAUGGACUCCAUCGAGCGGCAGAAGGAGCGGGAGAUGGCGGGGGAGGAGGCGCCGGAGGGGGAGGACCCGGAAGUGGAGUUUUACUUGAAUUACUUUAACAGCGCGCAGCACGAGGACGUGGCCUCCGUCACCUCCGUCACCUCCGCCGCCGCCGCCGCCGCCGCCGUCGGCCCGGGGCUGCUGCCGCUCUGGGCCGCCGCCGCCGCCGCUCGAGGCUCCGGGUCGGCGGGCAGCGGGGGCGGGGGCGGCGGCGGCGGCGGCGGGGGCGGGGAGAAGAAGAUGCGCUCCAAGGCCUUCCAGAAGUGCCCCAUCUGCUCCAAGGUGAUCCAGGGGGCGGGGAAGCUGCCCCGGCACAUCCGCACGCACACCGGCGAGAAGCCCUACGAGUGCGCCAUCUGCAAAGUGCGCUUCACCAGGCAGGACAAGCUGAAGGUCCACAUGCGGAAGCACACGGGGGAGAAGCCCUACCUGUGCACCCAGUGUGGCGCGGCCUUCGCCCACAACUACGACCUGAAGAACCACAUGCGCGUGCACACGGGCCUGCGGCCCUACCAGUGCUCCAGCUGCUUCAAGACUUUCGUGCGCUCCGACCACCUGCACCGCCACCUCAAAAAGGACGGGUGCAACGGCGUGCCCUCGCGUCGCGGCCGAAAGCCUCGCGUCCGGGACCCCGGGCUCCAGGAGGGCGACCCGGGGGCCCACGCCGUGCCCGUCCCGCGCGGCCGGGGGCGCCGCCGUCUGGAGGCCGCCGCCGCAGCCGCCGCCGCCGUGGCCGCGGCGACGCGGGGGGACCCCGGGAGCCCCGCCCCCAGCCACGUGCAGCGGGAGGAGUCGGGGAAGGCGGGGAAGGCGGGGCCGUGA